Erpetoichthys calabaricus (reedfish) is the source of this 2375-nucleotide messenger RNA. It is a transcript of the gene pip4k2aa, whose product is annotated as phosphatidylinositol-5-phosphate 4-kinase, type II, alpha a. The transcript has 11 exons. Gene Ontology annotation, molecular function: phosphatidylinositol kinase activity. The coding region runs from base 288 to 1592 and encodes 434 amino acids. Gene Ontology annotation, biological process: phosphatidylinositol metabolic process. The record is from RefSeq and is a predicted model, not a curated record. NCBI's taxonomy places the organism in Eukaryota, Metazoa, Chordata, Cladistia, Polypteriformes, Polypteridae.
GCUGUCACUCACCGCCGCAGCAGUACCCGGGCCGGAAGCGCAGGGAAGCCGCGGGUGGAGAGAUUUCAAAUGGAGCCCGUGUAGGCAUCGCCGCGGCGGUCUUACGGAGCUGCAAGCUGCGCCAGGCGUGACCCGUGGCGGCCGGCGACAGCGUGCAAGGAGGAAACGGCGGCGAUCGGAGACCAGAGGACCGCCUUUUGCGCGCCGUCCGUCACUAGAGAAGCCAGCGAGCGAGAGAGGGAGAUCGGGCGGACGGGCAGGCGGAGUGCCGGCCGAAGCGACGAAACAUGGCCACGGCCAGCAGCAUCGCCGCCUCGCUGGCGAGCAAAACCAAGACCAAGAAGAAGCACUUCGUGGCGCAGAAGGUGAAGCUGUUUCGAGCGAGCGACCCGCUGAUCAGCGUCCUCAUGUGGGGAGUCAAUCACUCGAUCAACGAGCUGAGCCACGUGCAGGUGCCAGUGAUGCUCAUGCCAGACGACUUCAAGGCCUACUCCAAGAUCAAGGUGGACAAUCACCUCUUCAAUAAAGAGAACAUGCCAAGCCAUUUUAAGUUCAAGGAGUAUUGCCCUACGGUCUUCCGCAACCUGCGAGAGCGAUUCGCCAUCGAUGACCAGGACUACCAGAACUCUCUGACCAGAAGCGCGCCCUUCACAAACGACUCGCAGGGACGCAGCGGUGCCCGGUUCCACACAACCUACGACAAAAGAUACGUCAUCAAAACCAUCACGAGUGAAGAUGUCGCUGAAAUGCACAACAUCCUGAAGAAGUACCACCAGUUCAUCGUCGAGUGCCACGGAAACACACUUUUACCACAAUUCCUGGGAAUGUACCGGCUCACCGUGGACGGCGUGGAGACCUACAUGAUUGUAACGAGAAACGUCUUCAGCCACCGGCUGUCGGUGUGCCGGAAGUACGACCUGAAGGGCUCCACGGUGGCUCGAGAGGCCAGUGAUAAAGAAAAGCACCGUUUCCAAGAUGAGAGCUCCAAGUUGCGCCAUCGGCUUCAAACAGUCAAGACAGCAACCCGCUUUUACAGCUCCAUCAAAAACGCCAAAGAGUUGCCAACGUUCAAGGACAACGACUUCAUAAACGACGGGCAGAAGAUUUACAUCGACGAGAACAACAAGAAGAUGUUCUGUGAGAAAUUAAGAAAGGACGUGGAGUUCUUGGCCCAGAUGAAGCUGAUGGACUACAGUCUACUCGUUGGCAUUCAUGAUGUCGAGAAAGCUGAGCAAGAGGAGGUGGAAUUGGAGGAGAAUGACGGAGAGGAAGAUGCCGAAAGCGACGGCACCCACCCCGUGGGCACGCCACCCGACAGUCCCGGCAACACUCUGAGCAGUUCCAAGCCCCUGCUUCCUGGCGAGUUUGACCCCACAAUUGACGUCUAUGCCAUUAAGAGUCACGAGAAUGCCCCAAGGAAGGAAGUCUACUUUAUGGCAAUAAUUGACAUCCUCACUCAUUAUGAUGCAAAAAAGAAGGCCGCCCAUGCCGCCAAGACAGUCAAGCACGGGGCUGGCGCCGAGAUCUCCACCGUCAAUCCAGAGCAGUACUCCAAGCGGUUCUAUGACUUCAUCGCCAACAUCCUCACAUAGCCCGAGUGGUGGACUCGACACGCGGACCGGGGGAGCCGCCACCACGCCUGACCUCGAUGACCAGCUCAAGGCAGACCCUCAGACUCGUCUUCUGGAGAAGGUGCACGGCAGAGGGAAACGGCUUUCAACAGCUUCAUGAUCUCCCAGCAUUCUACCUGCUAGUGUUGAGUUUACUUUGAAUUUUUAUUUCUUGGUGCAAAUAAAAUGGAAAUCGCAGCCAUGGGGACCACCCGGAGGAGCGAGAGUGGCACAGUGCCAGAAGAACUCUUCCUCUUCCUCCUCCUUCUCUUCUUCUCCUCCUCUAUCUCUCUUCCUCAUCUUUGGGCCAAGUGACUUUUAGCAGCCCCCCUGGCAGGCGUCCGGGGGUCCCGGGUUCAGAAGGUGGCCCCCCCCAUAUCGUCCAGGCUGCUUCCAGACUCACGUCUACACUGUGUGACAGCUGUGCCUUCCUGCUUGGUGACCUGCUGUGAGCGGCGUGAGCUCGGGGUGGCGGGCUCCUCGGUCCGGGCAGGUCUGCUCCGCAAUGGACAUGGCAACUCGCUUCAUUCUCUGUGUUCGACUCCCACCCAUCACCAGUGGCACCGUCAGGGGCAGGGGUGGGGAUGAUAAGCGGGCGGACGGUGACGCUGCGCCAUUAAACGCUUGUAGCCGCUUGUCUGAACCUUUCUGUGCUGUCCGUCCGUCUGUGUUGGUGAGUCGGCCGUUUAGGGUGAGACCACCAUGCCAUGUCUGUCCUCAAACCGCCGCGCCUUGCUUUAUGUAAUAAAGCGUUUCCCAUUUCUC